Molecule: messenger RNA, 672 nt
Organism: Nasonia vitripennis (jewel wasp)
Lineage: Eukaryota; Metazoa; Arthropoda; Insecta; Hymenoptera; Pteromalidae
Gene: mRpS26
Product: probable 28S ribosomal protein S26, mitochondrial
Exons: 2
Coding region: 1-672 (223 amino acids)
Cellular component (GO): mitochondrial small ribosomal subunit
Source: RefSeq, a predicted model, not a curated record
AUGCAAGCUGCUAAGUUGAUCGGCAAUAGCCCACUGCUGACGAAUUACGCCUAUUCCUGCAGUUUCUUCAAUCUAAAUUCUAUCUAUGCACAAAGUUUACGAUGGAAAAGGAAACCAAUUUGGUUGCCGACAGCUAAAACUAAGAUAUUUCGUGUGCCACCAAGACCCGUAAUACCAAAGGAGGAAGAACUUGAAAUCCUGAGGCUUUAUAACAAUUACAGAACUUACUAUCGUUCAGUCAGGAAGUACAUGGUGCAGAUUACAAAGCAAAAUGAAAUACAACUAGAUCACUCAGUAAUUGAAAAAGCUGAAGAGGAUGAUUAUAUUAAAUGUAUGGAAUUGAAUGAAGAGUGGAACAAAAAAAUUGCAGCGGAACGAAAAGUUAGACUGCAGAACGAAAUGGAAGCUCGUAGAUUGAGGGCUUUGCAGACCAUAGAAUACAAGGAGGAAAAAAUGAAACAAAAGAGACUGCACGCUCUUGAAAAGAUCAAAGAAGCAAAGUUGCUUGCUCCUACAUUAAUUACAAGAGAUAACAUUGACCAAGCAAUAGAGGAAGCAUUAGCUAAUGUUGUGAAUCACAAUAAAGCACUGGAUGCCAGCGGCAAUUGGCACACAAAGUUAUCAGGGGCUACUACUGUAAAGAAAUCAGAAAAUAUACAAAUUAAACAAUAA